Coregonus clupeaformis (lake whitefish) is the source of this 1649-nucleotide messenger RNA. Its product is annotated as GTPase IMAP family member 9-like. Gene Ontology annotation, molecular function: GTP binding. NCBI's taxonomy places the organism in Eukaryota, Metazoa, Chordata, Actinopteri, Salmoniformes, Salmonidae. Bases 1 to 747 code for a protein of 248 amino acids. The transcript is spliced from 2 exons. The record is from RefSeq and is a predicted model, not a curated record.
AUGGAACAUGAGGUCCGGAUUGUUCUGGUGGGGAUGACUGGAGCUGGGAAGAGUGCAACAGGAAACACCAUCCUGGGUAGAAAUGCUUUUAACUCAAAAAUGUCUAUCCACUCUGUGACAUCCAAGUGUGACAAGAACAGAGGAGCGGUGGAUGGACAAAAGGUUGCGGUUAUCGACACUCCAGGCUUGUUGAACACCUACUAUACCCAACAGGAGACACUGACAGAAAUCAAGAGGUGUAUCUCUCUCUCUUCUCCUGGUCCCCAUGUGUUCCUGUUUGUGAUACAAGUGGGUAGAUUCACACUUGAGGACAAGAACACAGUGGAGAUCAUCCAGACAUUCUUCGGGGAACAGUCAACAAACCAUACAAUGGUGCUAUUUACCCAUGGAGAUCGACUGGAGGGAACGUCAAUUAAAGACUAUAUGGAUAGUUAUCCAGAUCUUCAGUGUUCCACAAAACAAUGCCAUGGGGGAUAUCAUGUCUUCAACAACAGAGAUAAGAAUCCCUCCCAGGUCACUGAGCUGCUUGAGAAGAUAAACAAGAUGGUCAUGAUGAAUGGAGGAAGAUACUACACCACUGAGAUGUUCAAGGAGGCUGAGAGAGAGAAUAAAGAAGAGGAAGAGAGGGCGAUGGAAACAUUUGAAAGAGAGCAUCCAAGGGAUAGAUUUGGUGUUGAAAGGCCAGUUGUGGGGGCAGUAGAGGGACCUACAGUGAAAGCUGUAGUAAAUAGAUGCAGUACUCAAUGAAAGUCCAUAGCUAACAUUGCUGUACAUUCUACAAGUUGUUUGACUUCAUUAAUAGAUAUCUAUAGUCUAUAUUAAGAUAUCAGUCAGAUUGAAGAGAAGAAGAGGAUGCUGAAAGAGAACAAAGAGCAGAGACUCAGAAAGAGGGAAUGGUGGAACUGGAAACAUGGAAGCUCCAGCCAUUACCACUAGCCCGUCCUCCCAAAUUAAGGUGCCACCAACCUCCUGUGGUACAUGCAACAUUUAAAGAUGUUUUAAUUAAAAAUAGUUUCUAGGAAAAUAAAUAAUAAAUAAAUACAACUGUUUGAAUUAACAUUUAUUCUAAUUCUAGUGAAACGUCAACAUGAUUAUUAUAUAAUCAGACUAUGGACCUAUACUCUUAGUCUCUUAAUCAAUCAUUACACAAAUACUAAAAUUGAAGAAUGUAAUAUUCGUUAACUAAUUAAUAAAAAUAUGUUCGAACAAAUAGAGGGCGACAGAGAGUGAAAAGUAAAGGGACAGAGGGAGAGAGAGAGAUGAGAGAGUGAACGGUGUAGAAAGAGCAGGUUGAGAGAAUCUAUUCUCUAAUUAAUCUCUGUGACCAAUCUCUCUAUAUCAUAAACACAUUGACUAUAAUGAAUAUUGGGUCUCUGUACCUCUUUGAAAGCAUCUCUGAGCUCCUUCACUCCUAUCAUGUCUGCUGUCUCUGCCAACAUUUUAGGACCCAUCAGCUCCACAAAGUCCUCUGCCUUGAGGAACAAAGGAGUUAUUACAACUGUCACAGGGAUGACGAAAAGCUGAUACGAAUACUGUAUAAUCAGGGGCAACCCGUCUGUUUCGAGCCCCAUAUUUUUAGCAAAACAAAAAAAUCAAGCUUGCCUGUUUUGCAUGUUAUUUUGGCAUUAUUACGUGUCACAUAUCAGUUU